GAGAGACUCCUUUUGCAGCUUCCAAUGCAAUGCUAUGCUCAUCCUCAUUCAUUCUCCCUCUAAUUUCCAUUCCAUUCUCCAUCUAAUUUUACACUCUGCAACUAAAUAUCAUUUUUUAUUACUUCUCAAAACAACCCUCUCUUUCUCGCUCUCUCUCUCUCUUCCCCCCGCAAACAAACUAGUGAAAAGCUGCUUACCUUUUUAGCUUAGGUCCUUCUCACCACUCUCUGCAACCUCUCUUUGCACAUAACCAAGAAAAAAAAAAAGCAUCUCGAAAUGCUACCCCGGUCCAACGGCGUCGUUUGGGCCGACGGAGAACCUGAAGAACCUCUUUCAUGGCCGCCCCGGGCCCACUCCCAGCCCGAGCCCGACGAUAUCAACGCCUCUCUCUCCUCCUUCAAGUCCAUGCUCGAGUCCGACUGCUUCACGCCCAACCCACUCUACCACCACCCUGACUACACCAACCUCCUCUUCAACCCCCUCGACUCCUCCUCUCUCGACCCCUCCCACCAUAUUCCCACCUUCCUGCCUCAUAAAUCCAUGCUGCCCUCCUUCUUCGCUAACAAUUUCGACAAUGGCUUCGAUUUGAGCUGCGACCUGCCUUUCUUCCCCGCCCCAGACACGGCCCCCUCUCCGAUUCUGAUGGGUUUCAAUGGCCUCAACCCCCAAUUCCAGCACGGCUCCGACUUCCCGGCCACUUCCCGGCUACUCCCUUACUCCGACGACGGCACCGCCGUUGGAGCAGCUUCUGACGCCUACGGUCUCGAGGGUUUCGACGGGUUUUCUAACAGGUUGAAACUACUGAGGCCGCUUGAGGUUUUGCCGCCCGGCGGAGCACAGCCUACUCUGUUUCAGAAGAGAGCCGCCCUGCGGCACAAUCUGGGGACUAUCAGCUCGAAAAGCGAGGAGGGUUUGACGAGCUUGGAUGACACGGGCGGGAUAGAGUUUGGGGAAAGGAAGAGGAAGAGAAGUUAUGAGGAUGAAGUGGAGGAUUAUAUGGGAGCUGAUCUCUCAGCUAUGAAUUAUGAUUCGGACGAGCCAACUGAGAAAUUAGGGGAUGCGAAUUCCAACGCCAACAGCAGCGUCAUCAUUGGGGAUCACAAGGGGAAGAAGAAAGGGUUGCCGGCCAAGAAUUUAAUGGCGGAGAGGCGUAGGAGGAAGAAGCUUAAUGACAGGCUUUAUAUGCUUAGAUCUGUAGUGCCCAAAAUCAGCAAGAUGGAUAGAGCCUCAAUACUAGGGGAUGCCAUUGAUUAUUUGAAAGAGCUUCUGCAACGCAUAAAUGAUCUUCAUAAUGAGCUUGAAGCCACCCCAGCGGGAUCUGUAAUGCAUCCAACGUCAAGCUUGCAUUCAUUCACACCAACUCCACCUACUCUUCCAUUUCGUGUUAAGGAAGAACUCUGUGCAAGCUCGACCCCCAGCCCCAAAAACCAGCCUGCAAGGGUGGAGGUAAGGUUGAGAGAAGGGAGGGCCGUGAAUAUACACAUGUUCUGUGCGCGUAGACCAGGACUCUUGCUUUCCACAAUGAGGGCUUUGGACAACCUUGGACUCGACGUUCAGCAAGCUGUCAUCAGCUGUUUCAAUGGCUUUGCUUUGGAUGUGUUCCGUGCUGAGCAAUGCAGAGAAGGUGAGGAUGUGGUGCCGGAGCAAAUCAAAACAAUUCUGCUGGAAUCUGCCGGAUUUCAUGGCGUCCUUUAGGCUCAAUCUAUUAAUCCAUGUAUCUAUCUAUGUUCACUUUGGUAUUUAGCAGUCCCAUCCUUGAAGAGUAAUAAUGUGUAUUGUAAUUUGCAACACAGGAUUAGGAACACAUCCCAUCAUCCUAACUAAUUUGUAAUGCCCUAUCUGUUGUACUGUAGUAUGUAGUUGUGGUGUUAGCGACCCUUGAUAUGAUAUCCACUGAGGAUUAUAUUUUUUCUUUUAUUUUUUUUUUGAAUUAAUUAAUUAAUUAAUACUACUAAUUACAUGGUAUUAAUUGG
Messenger RNA from Striga asiatica, 1973 nucleotides. NCBI's taxonomy places the organism in Eukaryota, Viridiplantae, Streptophyta, Magnoliopsida, Lamiales, Orobanchaceae. The record is from the annotation of a GenBank genome assembly.